This is a messenger RNA of Aspergillus steynii IBT 23096, 1989 nucleotides long. RefSeq lists its product as uncharacterized. Gene Ontology annotation, cellular component: nucleus. Bases 1 to 1989 code for a protein of 662 amino acids. The record is from RefSeq and is a predicted model, not a curated record. Gene Ontology annotation, molecular function: DNA-binding transcription factor activity, RNA polymerase II-specific; zinc ion binding; DNA binding. The transcript has 4 exons. Lineage: Eukaryota; Fungi; Ascomycota; Eurotiomycetes; Eurotiales; Aspergillaceae. Gene Ontology annotation, biological process: DNA-templated transcription; regulation of DNA-templated transcription.
AUGAUGCGCAACCGUCGUUUCCCACCAUGUCUGCCCUGUCGGACCCGAAAGCUCGCAUGCGACCGCUCGCAGCCCAUCUGCAAUAGAUGUCAGAGAGCACGAGGUAAAAUCAAUUGCGUCUAUUCUGACCCAGCCUCGUCCCCUGCGGCCACGGCGGCUUCUGCCCCGAAACGGCUCUCGGAUACUAGGAAUGCGGACAGCCCCCGGACGGUCCUGCCAAAGCCAGCGAGCGGUGGUGCGUCGGGCAUUGGUUAUCUUGGCUAUACAAGCCACAGCAGUGUGUUGGAGGAGACGCAGCGUAAUCUAUUUGGUGCCAAUGGCAUCCGGUCUUCGUCGAGUCCUAGGGGUGAGGCGGCAGGGAGAUGGCAGCCACAGUUCGCCCUGGAGGAUAUUCGAUCGCCGUUGCAAGAGUCGGCGCUGUACGUGCUUCGCUGCUUGCGCGACCACAUUGAUGAGCAUGCACAUCUUCAGCUACCCUCAAGGGAUCGGGAGCCCAAGGGCUGGACUGCUAUUGCCAUUGACCGAAUCUUAACUUCACUGCAGGUGGCGUUCAAAGGGCACUUUCGGGGGAGCGAGUCCGGAUUGCGCAUUUUGGCUGCAACUCUCUGCAACAACACUACGCAGCCGAUCACCGAUGAGCACUGUGCUUCCCGAUGGAUCGACCAGUUCUGCGGCGACAACCUGCGAUGGGAAUCGAUGGGCCUCUUGUGGGCUGCCGGUGAACAUGUAUCGGAUGAUGUCGAGUCGCUGCGCAGUAAUCGGCUGGAUUUGGUUGCUGGAAGACGAUGCUCCGAAACAGCUCGCGCGUGCUUAGCUUAUUGCAUCGAGCUGGCUCGCGCGUUUACGGAGGGCAACGAUCUCCUGUUAGAUCUUUGUCGACGAAAGUCGGUUCUGGAUUCCAUCCUGGAUGGUGAUUCUGGAAUCUCCAGCUACGUCUCGCAUAGCCUGGCAGUCACCAUGUUGACGUAUCUGGGCCGCCAUGUGCUCGAGGAUCAGCCUUCAUAUCGAGCAUCUUUCUGUUCGGAAAGUCAGCGGCGACUGGCGGCCCAGAUCUUCACGACAGAUAAGUUUGGGGUUGCGUUCACUGGCCGGCCGCCUCUUUUGCCUCUCGCAUUUUUCUCCACGCCACCGCCCCUUGAUCUGAGAGAUGAAGACUUGGCCUCGGAUGAGACUACUCUCAUGCAAGCGGUCGAGUUGUUGGAUGACCGUGGAUGGAAACUUUCGGGUGAUGUCUAUCCAGCUACUCUUAUUCGAGCACGAUAUACCAUUGCGGUCAUUCGGGAUGAACUCUUGUGUAUGGCGCUGCACAAACAUAGGCCUGUUGAUAUUGAACAACUUCGGGUCCUCAAGGACCGGCAAAUUACCGCCACGUCCAGCCUACCGCCAGGCUUGAUAUAUCGUGCGGAUGAUUUGAACGAUCCGGUCUUCUCUCCCGAAAAGCUCUACUUCAAGAUCAUCGUUCAACUCGAUCAUCUCAAGAACAUCUUCUUCGCGGAACGACUACUCCACUGCUACGGCCAGCUAGAAUCCUUCGACUUAAUACUCGCGAGCUUUGAUCUCGUCCGCUUGACCAUCGAGCUUUGGAAGCGUCGAGACGCAUUCAACAGCCCCUUCAUACUACGCGAUUAUGAAUGGAUGCUCCUGGAAUACGGCGCCCCGGGAGGAGGCAUCUUGUGCCAGGAACUACUCCAGUCGACCUAUUCCAGGCCGCGUCCUAAGGAUCCUAGAUUAACGAACUCGGCCAUCGUGCAGCAGCUCAGCUUGUUAGUUGCUUUCUUCGAAUGGGUACCCCGAGAGGCACCGAAUAGCGAGUCGUGCGCCAACUUUAAACGUAUCAUUGAGUGGGUCUUGGAUCACCAUCUCAACGCCCCGGCUGAUGCAAAUGGAGAUGCAGCGUUUAUUGACUUCAACUGGGGAUCGACGUCACCCUUCAGCUUUGGGCUGGACUUGCAGAAUACUUUUGAUUGGCUGGGUCAGGAUGCAUUAUAG